This is a messenger RNA of Lolium rigidum, 768 nucleotides long. Its product is annotated as zinc finger protein ZAT3-like. The record is from RefSeq and is a predicted model, not a curated record. The transcript has a single exon. Bases 1 to 768 code for a protein of 255 amino acids. Lineage: Eukaryota; Viridiplantae; Streptophyta; Magnoliopsida; Poales; Poaceae.
AUGGAACCUCCUCCUGAUCCUGCUGCUGGUCCUCUUCCGGCGCCACCGCAGCCCCAUGAGACUACGCUCACGCUCACUCUAGCGCUGUCCCCUCCUGCGCUGAUCCCGCCGAAGCCGCGGCCGCGGAGGCCCAGGGCCGAGGGCGGUGCCAGCCCCAGGUCGCGAUUCUCGCUCACCGGUGACACGCCGCCUUGCAGUGAGUGCGGAAAGUGCUUCCCUUCAGCAAAGGCGCUCUUCGGUCACAUGCGCUGCCACCCGGAGCGCCCGUGGCGCGGGAUCACGCCUCCGUCGUCGCCGCACUCUCGCCACGGCGCCGCCGUCGGGCAGUUCACCGUGCAGGAGCGCGACGUCGCCAACAGCCUCCUGAUGCUCUCUGGCGCGCGGACCGGCGCUGGUAAAGGAAAGAAGACCGUCAACGUUUCGGCCAUUACUCCUAGCGCGACGACGGAGAGCUGCGGCACGUCGGCGUCGGCGGCGCCAACGGGGCAGGUCAACUUGGACGACCACAAGUGCAGCGUCUGCGACCGCGGGUUCGCCAGUGGGCAGGCGCUCGGCGGGCACAAGCGGUGCCACUGGGAUAAGGCCUGCGCGGGGGUGGUGGUGAUCGCCACUCCUGCCGGCAGCGGCGCGUCUCCAAUGUCGUCCUCGGAGGCGGCGGUGCUAGACCUCAACCUGCCACCGUCGCCGAGACUAGGGACACUUCCGGUGCUGACGAGCGACCAAGGAAGCAGCCUGAAUGACAUGCUGGAUUUGAAGCUUGGGUAUUAG